AUGGCACAAUUGCUUCGUGGAUGGUCGAGUAUCGAUCCUCGGUUCAAAUACAUUCGCCCGGUCGUGUACACGGUGAGUCGUGUGAACUUUUCCGGUUUCACGACCGGUAAUGGCAGCGGUGGCAAUGGAAGUGGAAACGGAGGUAGCAGUCAUUCUACGGCAUGGUCGCGGUACAACUAUUACCGGCACCAGGAGUUCCUAAGACCACCGAACUCGAGCGGAUGGCAAUAUUACGGCCAACAGCGCAGUUAUGGCAUGCUACUGGGGCGCGUGUUAAGGGGUGUCCUGAAGUUGCGCUAUCUGGUCCUGGGCAGUGCCAUCGGUGGUGGUGUAACGCUCAACAAACGAUACGAGGAAUGGAAGGAUGGUCUGCCGGAUAUGAAAUGGCUCGAGGAAGUUCUGCCCGACAAUGAGAAAUGGGCCGGCUUUACGAAAAAUCUUCUCGCUGUAAAAGACGCUGUUAAAGACUCCAUCGAAAUAGAUCCUCGGAUAAAGCAGCUUAGCGAGCAUAAGCUGAACGAGUGGCGGCAAUGGUUUGAUCAGCGUCUGGACAAUGCAAUCGAGGCGGCAGAAACGCAACAGAAUCCACAGAUUGAGAGUUCCUUCCAGAAUCUAUCAGAAUUUAUAUCUGAGCUAUAUGGAGCUACCAAAGAAGAGCUAAAAGCAAAAAAUACGGUAAACGCGAAAGGUUUGAAUGCCGACGAAAGCCGCAAACGGGUCGACACUCUGCAGGCGCAGGUCGAUUCACUGCAGACGGAAAUCAUGAACGUGCAGCUAAAGUACCAGCGUGAGGUAGAGAAGCUCGAAAAGGAAAACCGAGACUUACGGCAACAAUUUUUGAUACUGAGAACGAACCGCAAACAACCAACCAAGAAGCGCAUAAAGAAAUCGUUAAUCGACAUGUACUCCGAGGUGCUGGAUGAGCUGUCCGGCUAUGAUACGAGCUACACUACAGCCGAUCACUUGCCGCGUGUGGUGGUGGUCGGUGAUCAAAGCAGUGGUAAAACGUCGGUCCUGGAAUCGAUUGCUCAGGCACGUAUUUUCCCGCGGGGCAGCGGUGAAAUGAUGACCCGGGCGCCGGUAAAGGUAACACUAUCGGAAGGACCGUACCAUGUGGCACAAUUUCGCGAUUCCGAACGCGAAUACGAUCUAACGAAGGAAAGCGAUUUGGCGGAGUUGCGGCGUGACGUUGAGAUCCGGAUGCGCAAUUCGGUGCGUGGUGGCAAAACCGUCAGCAUGGACGUGAUUUCGAUGACGGUGAAGGGACCGGGACUGCAGCGUAUGGUACUGGUCGAUCUUCCCGGUAUCAUCUCUACGCAGACCGUCGACAUGGCACCAGAUACACGUGAUCAAAUCAAACACAUGACCGAACACUACAUGAGCAAUCCGAAUGCAAUAAUAUUGUGCAUCCAGGAUGGUUCGGUGGACGCGGAACGUAGUAACGUAACCGAUCUCGUAUCACAGUGCGACCCACUCGGCAAACGAACGAUCUUCGUGCUAACCAAAGUCGAUCUGGCCGAAGAUCUGGCCGAUCCGAACCGCAUACGGAAGAUACUUUCCGGCAAACUGUUCCCGAUGAAGGCGCUCGGUUACUUUGCCGUAGUGACAGGACGUGGCCGUAAGGACGAUAGCAUCGAAACGAUACGCGAAUAUGAGGAAAAGUUUUUCAAAAACUCCAAACUAUUCCAGAGUGGCGUCACAAUGUCCCAUCAGGUGACAACGAGAAACCUCAGUUUAGCUGUGGCCGAUCGUUUCUGGAAGAUGGUACGUGAAACUAUCGAACAACAAGCAGAUGCGUUUAAAGCAACUCGCUUUAACCUAGAAACGGAAUGGAAAAACAAUUUCCCACGGUUGCGCGAAUCCGGCCGUGAUGAACUUUUCGAAAAAGCCAAAGGUGAGGUGCUGGAUGAGGUCGUCAACUUGUCGCAAGUUUCUGCCAAAAAGUGGGAAGAAUUGAUGAACAGCAAGCUGUGGGAGAAGUUGUCCAGCUACGUGUUUGAAAACAUCUACCUUCCGGCAGCCCAAUCCGGUUCCCAAAAUUCGUUCAAUACGAUGGUAGACAUUAAAUUGCGUCAGUGGGCUGAGCAGGCGCUGCCUGCGAAAUCCGUUGAAGCCGGUUGGGAGGCGCUUCAGAAAGAAUUCCAACACCUCAUGGAGGUAGCGCGCCGAACACCUGAUCACGAUGAUUUGUUUGAUAAUUUGAAGAGUGCCGUCAUUGACGAAGCUAUUCGAAGGCACUCCUGGGAGGAUAAAGCGAUUGAUAUGCUGCGUGUGAUACAGCUCAACACGCUGGAGGAUCGGAGCGUACACGAUAAGCAAGAGUGGGAUCAGGCGGUGCGCUUUUUCGAAGCAUUCGUGAAGGAUAAGCUACAAGCGACGGAAAAAACGAUCGGCGAAAUGUUCGGCCCCUCCACCAGUGAAAAAUGGCUCCACUGGCGUUCGUCAACGGAGGAGCAGAACAAACGACGGAAUGUGAAAUCGGAGCUGGAUAAAAUACUCGACAGUGACUCGAAACAUUCGCCUACACUCAGCUACGAUGAGCUGACUACGGUGCGGAAAAAUCUGCAACGGUGCAAUGUGGAGGUAGAGACGGAUUACAUCCGGGAGACGUGGUAUCCCAUCUACAGGCGGCAUUUCCUUAAGCAAGCACUGAACCGAGCGUACGAUUGCCGGAAGGCAUACUACCUGUACUCGCAGCAGGGCAACGAUUGCGCAGUGAACUGUAGCGACGUGGUACUAUUCUGGCGCAUUCAGCAGGUCAUCAAGGUGACGGCUAAUGCACUCCGCCAGCAAGUAAUCAACAGAGAGGCACGCCGCUUAGAUAAGGAAAUCAAGGAAGUGUUGGACGAGUACGGAGAAGACGACGAGAAAAAGCUGCAACUGCUUACUGGCAAACGUGUUCAGCUAGCAGAGGAACUGAUUCGUGUACGACAAAUUCAGGAAAAGUUGGAAGAGUUCAUAAACGCUCUUAAUCUAGAAAAGUAA
Molecule: messenger RNA, 2985 nt
Organism: Anopheles marshallii
Lineage: Eukaryota; Metazoa; Arthropoda; Insecta; Diptera; Culicidae
Gene: Opa1
Product: dynamin-like 120 kDa protein, mitochondrial
Exons: 11
Coding region: 1-2985 (994 amino acids)
Biological process (GO): mitochondrial fusion
Cellular component (GO): mitochondrial membrane; microtubule; cytoplasm
Molecular function (GO): microtubule binding; GTP binding; GTPase activity
Source: RefSeq, a predicted model, not a curated record